Pungitius pungitius (ninespine stickleback) is the source of this 1773-nucleotide messenger RNA. RefSeq names its product guanine deaminase (gene gda). NCBI's taxonomy places the organism in Eukaryota, Metazoa, Chordata, Actinopteri, Perciformes, Gasterosteidae. Gene Ontology annotation, cellular component: cytosol. The transcript has 14 exons. Bases 236 to 1588 code for a protein of 450 amino acids. Gene Ontology annotation, molecular function: guanine deaminase activity; zinc ion binding. The record is from RefSeq and is a predicted model, not a curated record. Gene Ontology annotation, biological process: guanine catabolic process.
UUUUUUACUGUUACAGGGCGACAAUUCGACAAACCCACACUGCGCGUCGUAUAAAUACGACGCCGAAGCGCGCAGACACACACACACCCUUCACUCUCAUUGGCCGCAGGGGGUCUUUGCAGUCAAGUUGAGCGCUGAUGCCAAUCGGUGCGUCGCGGUAAUCUGCGCUGACUCUACUGCCGCUGCUGCUGCUGUAGGUUUCUCACUGCUCGACUCGGACGGAGCUGUUGAGAAGAUGGCACAUUCUGACCGACCCGACAUGGCGAUCGCAAAAGUGUACCGGGGGACGUUCAUGCACUCGACCCAGCAAACUGCGGUGCAGGUCCUAGAAGAUGCGCUGCUCGGAGUGGAUACAGACGGAAAGAUCGCUUUCAUUAGGCGAGGCGAAGAGCUGGGAGCACUGUCUCAGACCUUUGGAUUCAGUCCCAGUGACGUCACUCAACUGGCAAAACAUGAGUUCUUCAUGCCAGGACUUGUGGACACCCACAUCCAUGCAUGCCAGUACAGCUAUGUGGGCACCGCUCUGGACAUGCCGUUACUGCAGUGGCUCGAUACCUACACCUUUCCCGUUGAGUCACAGUUCAAGGACUUGCAAUUUGCCGAAAGGGUCUACUCUCAAGUAGUGUCAAGGACGCUGAGAAACGGAACAACCACUGCAUGUUACUUUGCUAGCAUACAUACAGAUGCCUCUCUCCUGUUGGGCAAAAUUGCAAAUGACUUUGGACAGCGUGCCUUGGUGGGCAAGGUGUGUAUGGACACAAACAAUUCUGUGAAGCAUUACAAAGAGACCAACCAGGAAUCUCAAGAUGAAACCUGCCGGUUCAUUGCAGAGCUCUUGAAAAGAAAGUACCCUCUGGUGAGACCAGUGGUGACACCCCGCUUCGCUCUAUCCUGCACUGGAGCCUUGCUGGGACAGCUGGGAGAAAUCGCUAAGAAAGACAAUCUGCACAUUCAGAGUCAUAUCAGUGAAAACUUAGAGGAAGUGAAGAUCGUAAAAGCGCUGUUUCCUGAAUCCGAGUCCUACACGGACGUCUAUCUCAAACACAACCUGCUCACUGACAAGACAGUGAUGGCUCACGGCUGCCACCUCAGUGACAAAGAGUUGGAUCUUUUCAAAGAGAAAGGAGCCUCUUUGUCUCACUGUCCCAAUUCCAACAUUUCGUUGUGCAGUGGAUUGUUGAAUGUCCGCAAUGUCCUGAAACACCAAGUGAAGUUGGGGCUGGGAACAGACGUGGCGGGGGGCUACUCGGCCUCUAUGCUGGACGCCGUGAGGAGAACUCGGGACACAUCCAAAGUCUUGAACAUCCAGAACCCGGAACACGAAACGCUGACCUUUGAGGAGGUGUUCAGACUGGCCACGCUGGGAGGCAGCCAAGCCUUGUCCCUGGAUGACAAGACAGGGAACUUUGAAGUGGGCAAAGACUUUGACGCCCUGAGGGUGAAUGUAGCCGCCCCUGGUGGACCCAUGGACUGGAUCCAGUCGGAGAAACCAAAGAUCACUUUGGAAAAGUUCUUGAAUUUGGGUGACGAUCGGAACAUAGCAGAGGUGUAUGUGGCCGGGAGGAAAGUGGUACCAUUCAAAGAAUAAACGCUUUGGUCACUCGCUGCAAAGCCUGAACCCCCCUGGAAAGUCAGCUUGAAGCGGGCGGUAAAUAACAAGAUACGUGUGAAUCCGAAAAAAAUAAACAAGAUUUUCAGUUUAAGAUCAGUGGGAAACACCCUAUGAACUGCUCUACUGCACAGCUCUAUUUUAAUGCUAAAACAAAUAAGUAA